Patiria miniata (bat star) is the source of this 8165-nucleotide messenger RNA. RefSeq names its product calcineurin-binding protein cabin-1-like. The record is from RefSeq and is a predicted model, not a curated record. Gene Ontology annotation, cellular component: nucleus. The transcript has 43 exons. Gene Ontology annotation, biological process: chromatin organization. Bases 213 to 7466 code for a protein of 2417 amino acids. Lineage: Eukaryota; Metazoa; Echinodermata; Asteroidea; Valvatida; Asterinidae. Gene Ontology annotation, molecular function: protein binding; nucleosome binding.
AAUGCGAAAUUAUCCAAAAUGGCGCUCUCCUUGGAACGUCUUUUGUCAGGAAUGGAGAAAGUGUGGCACUUUGGAACAGCGCCAGCGGCUUUCUAGAAUUGUGAGCAAGAAAUAAGCCUACUAGUACUAUACAUUGUACCAAAACUAGUAGCGUUACACAGAGUUCCCGUGCCUUGCUGCACUUUUACGGACAGCAGUCAAAUCAAGGCACCAUGCCAAGACUCAUCAAGAAGAAGGACUCCCAGAGGAUCCAAGGAAGAGAGGGAGAUGACGCCUCUGAAGAUAGUUGUUCAUUUUCCGCUAAAUACCUACAUGUACGGCCUGCAGCCGAUGUCUUGAAUUCUGGAAAACUCCCUGCUGUGACGGAACUCGGGGAAGGAGAGACGGUCCAGGGAGAUGGAGCGAGACCUGACGAUGCUGCCGCCGUCUUGAAGAAGCGUCUUCUUCUCAUGUCGGGAAAGCUCCCCGCACUGACACCGCGAUCGACCCAAGAAAGCCAAGCCAAUGAACCGGCGUUUCCAGACGCCCCAGAUCCCCUGUUGAUCAGGAUCGGAGCCAAGGGGCGCGAUGUCGCAGAAACGCAAACCGGAAUCGGCGCGCCGAGGGCCAAGGAGCAAAUCCCCGGGGGCGACGCAUCCCAACUCGGUCAGAGGUGCACGGUCGAGUUGGGGGAGGAAAGCGCUAGCGGGUUCCGGCGACGGUUGUCAUCGUCGGGAACCAAGCGAACGACCGUAACAACAACAGCAGCAACGACGGAAGAAAACCGAAUGAGGUCACCGGGGAUUCCGUCCCACCACCGAGUCGCGUUCAGCGACGCCAAGAAAGCCAUGAGCGACCGUCUCUCGGGGAACGCAGGUCAAAGGUCGCAGGCGCAACGCGAGAGCAUAUCCGGACGGUUCAACGACAGACCGGAGAAAGAGAGCUUUUCAAAGAUGAAGAUACUGGCGUUGAACGAAAGCAGCAGUGAUGACAGCGAGUCCGAGGUUGAAAUGGAAAUCAGCAAAGAAGCCCAGGAAGCCGAGGCCUACAGCUUGUACAACAAAGCCCUGGACCUGCAGCGUGCGAAAAACAACGCAGAGGCAGAGUCCACGUAUCAACAGCUGUUGAGCAUCCCGCUACUAGCAGAGGUUGAACCUCCCGAAGACAACGAGACAAUGAGAAACCCAGGACUGAUGCUGAAAUACUUGACUUACAAGAACCUUGGCAGCAUGGCGUACCAGAAGAAGGAUCUCAACGCGGCCAUGGAGCACUACUUGGAGGCUGUAGCUUAUGAUGAGACCGAUGUGACAGUGUGGUACAGGAUCGGCACAAUGGCCGUCAUCCUCUACCAACUACCACUGGCCCGGCUAAGCUUCAUGCAGGCCUUAAAAUGUAGCCCAAAACACUGGCCUAGUCUGGACAAUCUAUGCACUGUGCAGUACGCGCUCAACGACUACGCAGGUUGUUUGUACUACAUAUGCCAAGCUUUGGAGCGGGAUCGCAAGUACAUAAAAGGAGUAGUUCUGAGAGAGAAAAUGUUCAAGGACCAACCCUCACUGAGGAAAGACAGUUACAACUUGUUUAAGAAUUGUCAAGACGCCAUUCAUCCAUCACAGAUAGACAAAUCGGAGGCACAAAAGAUUAUCAAGGAAGCUCUGUCCCUGCGAAAGGAGAGACGUGCACUGGGAAGGCGGGAACCCAGACCGCUGGUCAAGUUCCUGACUCCGUUUUCCUCCUUCGCAUCGUUCACGUGGAAGGGACUUGGUGAACGACUGGUCGCCCUCUAUGAUCACCUUGUUAAUAGUUCCCCUCCGCUGAGUUUGUGCUGCAAAAUUGAUAUGAGCGAGUUUGUCCAGCAUCCUGAGGAUCAGGAGCCUAAGGCAGCAGAAGAGACCCAGGUCACACCAGUGGACGCACCCCACGACACUCCAAUGGACACGACCGAGAACACACCCCAGGACAAUACCCAGAGCAAAUCGUGUGCUACUGAAAGCAAGGCUGUGUCGGGAGGUGAAGAUAUACAGCAAAGUUCCGGAGACAAUGAAGAAUCCAGAUUACUGGAAAGCCAGGAGCAGAACCCACAGCAAACCCUGAAAGAAACCCUGCCACGGACCCCACAGCAGACCCAGGAACCAACCCUGCAACAAACCCCGCAAGCAACUCCGCAGAUGACACCUCAACAGACCCAGGAGCAGACUCUACAGCAGACAGCAUCGCAAACACCUCAAGAGAUGCCACAGGAAACCCCAAAGAACACCCCAAUGGAGACAUCCCAGCAGACCCCACAACAGACCCAGGAGCAGACCCCACAGCAGACCCCAGGGGCAAGCAGCGAUAUGGAAGAUUCUGUUGCUAUGGAAACAAAACCAGUCCCCGGCAAAACCAAAGUGCGGAGGGGUCCCAAGCGGAAGCGGGAGAAGGCCAUCAACCCGGUUCCCGGAAACCGACGCUCCACGCGGGUUCGUAACACUGUGGGCAAGAAGAAAGAAGAAUCUGUCAACUAUCAGGAGAUAUUAAGGCAAUUCCUGCCGUCCAGCCUUCAAGAUAGUGGUGUUGAAGAUGACAGUGAUGAUGCCGAACGUAGGCCAUCGGGUCAAACUGAGACAAAUCAACAGCAGACGCUGACUUCAAACAGGACGGAAAAUACAGAUCAAGACCGACCAAUCCGAUCCGUGGAAUCAGACACCGACCAAUCAGAGAAGGUCUGGCACUUCCUGGCCAAGCGACAGAGAAACAGCGGAAUCAUCGUGGUCCUGGAUGAGUAUCUACGGGAGGUGGUGACCAGACUGCAAGGCACAUGGCCGACAGGUCUCGCCAGCGUUUUCCUUCAAGCUUAUUGCCGCUCCAGGCAACGCGUCAGCUUGCCAAACAUCUUCAGUUCGGAGUAUAGCAACGAUUUUAAGACAUCGACAGGCUACGUGAUGUUGACGUUUGCGGAGCUCAAGCUGGACCAGCUGAUCUCUGCUGGCAAGGGCACGCCGAGCGGCUCUGCCAAGAAGACCGAUCCCAAAGCAAUGGGGAAGUUCAUCGACGAAGACCUGGGCUACAUGCAGAUGCUGACCAACUCUGGAGCCAUACCGGAGGACAGAUGGCGGGACUUCAUCGUCCGAGUUCACUGGUUGAAAGCUAGAUACAUGACGCUGCUGGGGAAAUCUGAGGAUGCAAUCGGCUCCUUCGACGAGUGCACAGACAUUCUGAGUGAACCUCGACCAGAUGGCGAUGAUACAGAGAGAGUUAUCAUCUUACCAAACUGCAAAGUGGAUAACAGAAUCACUGUCGACCUGAUCAAGGAGCAGCUGAAGUCCACCCAGCACAGCCAGUCCCUGGAGGAAGUCCAGCGCUUCUACGAUGCCGACAACUACGAGCGUGUGACAACACUUCUCCUCCCGACGCUCCAGGACGCUGCCGUGGCGUCCAGCAGGAGGCUGCUCAAGGAAGGAGCUACGCCCCAGAGGCCAUCGCAGCUCUUGCUCCUGCAUCGAUCCCUGCUCAAGCUGAAUGAUUAUAAGCAAUGCGUCAUCUGUGGCGCUGCAAGCAUCUGCGAAGCACUUCAAGAGGUCGCCGUCGCUAAAACAACACCGCUCCGAGACGAAUGGAUCGAUGUCACCAUGGAGCUGUUUACCAUCUUUGACAAGGCUCUCUGCCAAGACGUGGGCAGCUUGAAGCAGUUAGAGCGCCCCCUACGCGUCCGGUUGACCAGCGCGAUCAUCAGCGCGGUGGAGCUGUGCAUGGACACGGACAGCAACUUCCCGCAGGACGUUCUGCCGUGGGUCGUCCUGUACAGACUCAUCAAACACGAGGAGGAUCAGCUUGCAACCAUGGCAACCCAAGAUGGCGGAGGGAGGCCCAGCACUCCCAUGAUUCCCUCCUCCCUCAUGCUGCUGGACACGGCGCACGAUUACCUGGGCCGUCGUUCCUGGUGCUGCAACUCCAACGGAGCGUUCCUCCGGCUCUACAUCUCGGUGCUGAGCCGCGAGAUCGCCAUGGGAAAGGAGGAGGACCCGCAUCCGUUCCUUAGCGACCUGCAGUACUCGCUGGAGCAGUGCUUCUUCUGUCUCAACGGACACCCGAGCAAGAAGACCAAAGCGCGGCAUCUCCAAGAUCACGGCGUGGAGGAACUUCCCAUGGACCUGGAAGAUGCCCGCCUCAUCUUCGACUACUUCAAGCCCAGCGUCCUCCCCGAAUUCGACUCCUACAAGACCUCCUCCAUGUCCGGUGACCUGGAAAGCCUCCUCCUCAAGAUAGUCCGCAUCAUCCCGCCGAUGGACGACCCACCCAUUACCAUGGAAACGCUGCAGGGGUACAUCGAGGCCAAGACGGACGUGCCCCCGUCGAUCCCCGAGGAUCGACCGAUCGUCAGGCCUGUUGUCAAGGAGGUCUAUUAUUUGCUGGCGGAUUUCUACUUCAAGAACAAAGAGCUUUUCAAAGCCAUCAAGCUGUACAUGCAGGACCUGUGCGUGUGUCCGAACAGACUGGACAGCUGGGCAGGAAUGGCGUUAGCUCGGAGUGGACGACUCGAGCUCAAAUUCAACAUGUGUGACUCUAAGACUGAAGGGACCAUCUACAAGCACUCCGUGGCCGCGUUACGCUGUUUUCAGCGUGCCCUUGAGAUUGAUCAGGCCAACCGAUCGUUGUGGAUUGAGUACGGGUCAAUGGCGUACAUGGUGCACUCGUACGCUUCGCGGCAACUUAAACAGAGGGACCAGUUUUCCCUGACGGACGACAUCGUGGAGUUCUUGCAGGAGAAGCGAUCGGAGUGCCUUGGCCUGGCCGAGAAGUGCUUCGAGGCCGCCAGGCAGUGCGAAGUGGACGGGGAGGAGGAAGAAUGGUUGGUGCACUACAUGCUGGGCAAGGUGGCCGAGAAACAACAGACCAACCCGGAGGAGUUCCUGGAGCACUACAAGAAGGCUGCUUAUUACCUGCAUGAAGACGAGGCCAAAUAUCCCAAGAAGGUUGCCUACCACAACCCACCGGAUCUCUCCCUGGAGGCUUUGGAGAUGUACUUCAGGCUCCACGCCUCCAUCUUGAAACUCCUCGAUAAACCGGAGACAAGUUUCCGUGGCGAUUAUGCCAUGCUGCAGCGCUAUGUCAUGGACGCCAUGGACGAGCCAUUCGUUUCUGCCCAGGAGAAAACGGACACCAGUGAACCACCCUCGUCAGCUGACAACGACCCGGACACCAAGUCGCCGGUGCCGAGUGUCAAAGUUCAACUCGAGGACAAAGGUCAGGGCGAUGCCAAAGGUCAAGAGGUCAAGCCCAAAGUCCCCGGCAGUCCGUUAUUCGUCGCCACCCCGACGGACCACGACUACGUGCGAUCGCGAGGCCGGAAGAGGCAGCUGGUCAUGACGACAACAGAUGCAUCCUCAGAGUUUCCGAUGCUGUCUCAUGAUGACCAUGCAUCGGGGACCUCAAAUCCCCAAUCUCAGGACAAAGAUGCCGUCGGUGGUCCCACCUCCGCGGCCGAGCUCCUGAAGUCCUUUGCCAAGAUCCACACGGACAUCCAGGACCAGCCUCCUGAGAAGAGGAGACGUGUCGAGGAUCUUGCGGGACCGGAGACUGCGUGUCCCAACGACGGACAGUCCGCGGAGCCACGGUCUGACUUCGAGACCAGCAAAGCAGCUUCUCCCAAAAGCCUAGACCGGCAGAAGGAAUCUGAGACGCAAGAGGGUGCCGAUGAUAAAUUAAUGCCAGCAUCUGGUGAAGGCAAUCAGUCGGAGGCGGAGAGUCGCACGGAGCCCGAUCUGAAGGGAUUACCGGAGGCGAAACCUGGAGAUGUCAAAGAGGAAGAGAAAACAAAUGAGAAAAAACUGACGGAAAAGGAACAUGAGGAUGGUGGACCUUUAAGUGAUGCAGGAGGGAAAGUCUCAUCAGAGAGGCAGCAGUUCGCGACAAGUGGAGAACCGGAAGUAACAAAUGCAGUUACCACGGAAACAGCUGCUCAGACGAACUUGGAAUCAGAGACAAGCACUAGCGUUAUCAUCAUCUCAUCCGAGGAAUCGGAGGAUCAGAUGGAUUCCGAAGAGUCGACGAAGAUGACGAAGGAGGUGAUCGCAAAGAUGAAAGAUUCACCAACAGCUGCAGGCAGCAAGGUGCGAGAGGCAGCUGGCGAACAGAAAAAUGUGGUUAUCAAGGAAACGGCCACACAGGCCAGCGAGGAAUCAGUCAGCAACAUCUCCGCCAUCACCAUUUCGUCUGGAGACUCCGAAGAGCAGAUGCAGUUUACGGGCUCUGCAGCAUCCAGCAGAGAGAUCGAGGACGAUGUUGGGGAUGACUCCAAGAUGGAUGCAAAGGAGGCAGACAAUAAGACCUCUGAAAAGUGUAAAGAAGAGGAAUCAACAAUGAAGAAGGCAAGAGAAGGAAAUCUUCAGGAUGAUUUGAAAAAGAAUGAGAAAACGUCAGAGAUUCUUGAAAAACAAGUAGCAGAUGAUCUGACGACGACGAAAGAAACUGAACAAGAUCUAGGAGACGGUUUGGAAACAGACGAGAAAAUGGUAGUGGAUGUUAAACCUGAUAAGAAACAAGACGCUGAUGAUAAAACUGUGAGUGAUAAAGAUGACGGAAAAGCGAGCGACGGGCGACAGCCAGAGGACGAAGGAAAGAAGACGGAGGCAACUUGUGGGCGGAGUCAGGAGGAGCAGAGGGCGUGGUUGAUGGAGCGUUGCCUUGAAGCCAUGAAGCUGUGUCUGUCCCGGUUCCCCCAGCACUACAAGUCGCUGUACCGGAUGGCCAACGCGUACGCCGUGUCUGAAACAGCCCAGGGUCUGAAGUGGAGUCGUGACCUGUUGCUAGGCAGCAGCCAGCCCUGGCAACACAUGGCUCACAUGCCGUCACCGGGGCUCUUCGCCGAGCACUGGAAGACCAAGAACCUGUUCCACGGAGUCUGGAGAAUUCCCAUCAGUGAAAUCGACAGAUCGGGGAGUUUCUCCUGGCACAUGUACCGCUCUGUCACGCUGCUCAUCGACGUCCUCAGCAGAUUACGGGAUCACUCCAUGCUGCUGCAGAUUGCCGUCAAACUCAACCGAACCCCGGAACUGGGAAAGAAGUUCCUGCGUGAUUUUGACAGACAGUUUCUUGCCAGGCAUUGCUACAAGAUCUGCGUGGAGGUCCUCGCAGAAGAGAUUGAACUAGCGAAGAAGGGAGACAAGGAACAACAGCAACAAGCCGUCCUGUCAGCAUAUCGUCUGGUCCAGACGGUUCAGAACAAGCUGCAGACAGACCCUAGCCUGCCGACCAAACUGCUGUGCCUUGCCUUCAAGAUCUUCAGGAAUAUGCAGACGGGUUCGGAUGUCGCAGUUCUGGAUCAAGCGGUUCGAUUUUGUCUCCAACAUCGACUGGCCAGCAAGACACCUCAGACCCCAACAUCCCAGCCCGAGUUUACAUUCUCAUCGCCUCAGCCCAGCAAGGAGAGAAUUAGUGCCGUGACCCCCGACAGACAGGGUGAUACACAGAGUUCAACACAGGGUUCCACAUGUAGCAGCACACAGUGACAUGCACAAAACUGCGGCAUAGAAUGAAGGGCAUCUCAAACUUGAGCAUGGGCUAUUCUGAAAUUUCAUUAUUUUGAAAAUUUACAGGGCUUUUUUAAACCGUAUUCAGCGGCAUUUGAUGUCGUCGAAACCUGACCCGAAACCAAACCGACCCUAAACCAACUUCGGGUCAGGUUGGUUUUUCCAUCAUCUCAAGUCGGGUCGGUUUUGCGUUUGGGAUAAGCUCAACCAAUGAGAGAUGCCGAUUCUUGAUGGCCCCUCAACAUGGACAAAAUAUGUUUUUGUAGCCCAGGUAUCUUGCUAUCUCACUACCAAGUUGCUCAACCAAUUAGAGAUGCAGAUUCUCGAUGGCCCCUCAACAUGGACAAAAUCACGCCAGGAAACAAGAAAAAUGUAACACAUCAGUGAUCAAUGAAUCAUGUUUCACAACUAUUAUCUGGUAUUUUUUGAAAAAUCAGAUCACAGCAGGCAUAUGUCAGAAUCAUGGUGUAUUAAUUUAAAAACAUUCUACAAAACCAAAUUUGUAAAUCUUUGUACUUGCAUUUGCAGCAGGGUACUCAAAAAUGCCAAUUUUGCAAUUUUUGUUUUUGGCAAAAAUAUUCAGUAUAGCUACCGGUAUGCUGGUGGGUUUGUGACAUCAUUCUCCAACGCAGUACGUUUUCAAAUAAAACAGUAGACUUGAUGACAAGUCGUAAGACA